UUACUCCACGUUUCUAUCAGAGGGCGGGGCUAGGACGUAACGAAAGGAAGUCAUGAAGGAAGGGAGGAUUGACAAAUAAAGAAUUGAUAUGUACCCCGGGUGUUGUCCAGAAAGCAGAGUAGCCCCAGUCUAAUACAAAUUGUGCAGCAUAAAAACGACAAGUCGAACAGGCUGAUAGCACUCUCCACAGCAGCGCAAUCCCAUCCACCGUCUGCACGGUCCCAUCCAAUCAGUGUAUUACUUGGUUUGUCGCCACUUCCUAUUGGAAUAUGGCUGUCAUUCGUGGGCGAACUUACGCGACAGCUUAGAGAUGGUCGCAUUACCAGUAAUGACAGAUAGACAGUCAAGAUCAGAAAAGGUCUAUGCUCAAAAAUAAGGGUUGUUGAGCAGCAAAGCAGAGCCUCAUCUGGGGACUGGGCAAGCAAAGCCAGAGUAAGCAUCACUGUCGCCCCAGACAACCAGUGCAGCACCCUCUGACAGAGCAUGCGAACAGAGCAUGCGAACAGGCAGAGUCAACAGAUGUCAUGGAGCUAAAGGAUAAGAAACAGGAGGAGCAGCAGGUGACCCCUCUUGGGCUAUCUACGACUCAGGCUCUCCGGACAUUGCACACCCAGCUCUCCAAUCUCCUGGAGCAGCACCAGAGGUCUGGCAGAAGGAGACCCACCCUACAGGAUCUAUGGACACAGAGCUUUCUCCACCAAAACAAUCGCCACUCUUGCUUUCACUGGCCAGGAGCGGCACUCACUCUGCUGGUGGUCUUGGGGCUGCUCUGCUGCCACGGCAGCCAGCCACAUGGCAGUGGUGGGAUCGAGCUGGUGAAUGCUGGGGCUCUCUCCCUUCUGCUCCUGCUCAACCUGCUCCUCGUCAGCCGUCAACAGCGCUUGAUGAAGAGUGAAAUGGUUCGGAGGCUCAACGCCAUCAUCACACAGCUCAGUGAUCAUCUGGAAGUCUGUGGAGAGCAGCCAUUCAGAUGGGCCCCUGCGCUCUACCCUGACCUCUACACUCCUUCCUCCCCAUCCUGGUCCCUGCACUGGACCUAUCGAGAUGAACAGCUGGUCAAUCUACCGGUCAGUCUGCUGGUGGAGGGGGAUGUCAUUGCUCUGAGGCCUGGUCAGGAGACUUUUGCUUCUCUCAGAGGAAUCAAGGAUGAUGAGCACAUUGUGCUGGAGCCAGGAGAUCUCUUCCCUCCGUUCUCCCCCCCUCCAUCACCCCGUGGGAUUGAGAAGAGGGGCCCCCACAGCCCUCAGCAGCACCGGCUCUUCAGGGUGGUCCGCACACCCGUGCUCAAUAACAUCAGGAACAGUUUAGACCUGGCUCUGUCUCGACCAAUCACAGCCCUGGACAACGAGCGUUUCACCGUUCAGACCAUCAUGGGCAAAUAUGCAUGUCCUGCUGUGUUGGUGGCCUUCUUCACUGUUAACACAGUGCGCUUCUUCUGUGACACUCCCAGUCUGACUCCUGCCCCAUUCAACUUCUUCCAGUUGCAGAUGAUGGGAGUGCUGCCUAUCCUUCCUCUGCUGUUCCCCGUCAUGUGGGUGCUGGUGAAUGCAUAUGGGGAGGCUCGUGUUUUAGCAGAGUCCAGCCGCAACUCCCCCAUUGGAAUGCUUGCUAAGUUCUCUGAGGACACUCUGAGCAGCUACACGGAAGUGGUGUCCUCGCAGGAGAUGUUGCGUUCUGUGUGGAGGCACCUGGUGGGCAUGCUAAAGGGAGAAUCACGUACACUUUGCUACACCUCCAGUCUGUUGCACGAUCUGGGAUCAGUCACAGUGCUGUGCUGUGUGGACAAGCAGGGAAUCUUGUCAUGGCCCAACCCCAGCCCAGAGACUGUGCUGUUCUUCAGUGGGCGUGUGGAGAUGGAUCAUGACAGUCAGGAGGACCUCAGAGAUGACCUCUCAAUCGAUUCCUACGGCCGAAUGGAGGGAGAGGAGGACCGAGAUGAGCAGGUCCAGGAGGUAGAAGCUCUCCUGCGCCUCCCCAUGGGCGACUGCUCCGCCCUGAUGAUGGCAGGAGAACAGGAGCCCAGUGAGACGUCCCAUGACACCGCUCGCGCCUCGGACGCACAGAGGCCCCGCCGGGCCCCUCAGACCUCACGCGUCAAACACCCAUCUGGCUCCAAUGUGAGCUUCAGCCAUGACACCGAAGGUGGCGAAGAUCAACCAUCCCAGCAGCCAUGUGUAGAGGAUGCGUCUGGGUUCUGUGAAGCAGAAGACUUUGUGUGUGACUACCACCUCGAGAUGCUCAGUCUGUCCCAGGACCAGCAGAACCCCGUCAGCAUUCAGUUUGAUGACUCUGGCUGGCAGGGCCACCUCCCGUCACUCAAGCCUCUGGGCCUGAACAUCCUGCUCAACCUGUGCAACGCCAACGUCACCCAGCAGCUGUGCCACUUCUCAGACCACCUGUCCAACCUGGCGCUGCAGGAGAGCCAUGGUGCCGUGCUGCCCCUCCACGUGCCCUGGGGCCUGUGUGAGCUCUCACGCCUCAUAGGCUUCACCCCUGGGGCAAGAGAGCUCUUCAAGCAGGACAAUCACCUGGCGUUAUAUCAGCUGCCAUCUGGAGAGAAGAGGCAGGAGUCAGUCCCACGCCGCUCACACCACUUCAACAAGCGCCAGCCUCCCAUCAAUCACCUCAUCAGCCUUCUUGUGCGCGACGGCACCACCAGUAAUGUGCAGAUGCUCUCUCAUGGCUCAGCAGACCUCAUACUGGAGUCCUGCACAGACUUCUGGGACGGUUCUGACAUCUACCCCCUCUCUGGCUCUGACAGAAAGAAGGUUCUGGAUUUUUAUCAGCGUGCCUGCCUAGCGGGUUACUGCUCAGCAUUUGCCUAUAAGCCCAUGCAGGUGACGCUCUCAUCUCAGUUGAAUGGGAAGUGUGUGGAACUUGCUCCGGGCCCAGCUCUGUUUUCUGGGCUGGACUUGCCUGGCACCACGCCCAUCAAGCAUGGAGGCAGCCGUCGGAAUAGCUGGAGCUCAGAUGAGGGCAUCUGUGAAGGCUUAGAGCGGGAGGACUGUGUCCAGGCCUUGAGUGGUCAGAUCUUCAUGGGCAUGGUGUCGUCACAGUUCCAGGCCCGUUUGGACACGGUGCGGCUCAUUGACGCACUGGUGACAGCGUGCAUCCGCUUUGUCUAUUUCUCCAUGGAAGAUGAACUGCGCAGCAAGGUGUUUGCUGAGAAGAUGGGGCUGGAGACUGGAUGGAACUGCCACAUUUCUCUGACGCCCAACGGGGAAGGACAGUGUGAUGGCGCCCCCUCUAGUCCCGGCUCGCUGCACGAUGACCAUCUGCAAGACUCCCGUGAUGAGGCUGAGGGGCCAUUACUACCAGAAGAUGAGGGCCACUCCGACCUCGCCGGCUUCCAGCCCACUGAUAGCGACGUGCCCAGUUUUCUGGAGGAUUGCAAUCGAGCUAAACUGCCUCGCGGGAUUCACCAAGUGCGUCCCCAUCUGAAGAACAUCGACAAUGUACCUCUGCUUGUUCCACUUUUCACAGACUGCACCCCUGAAACAAUGUGCGAGAUGAUGAAGAUCAUGCAGGAGAAUAGGGAGGUCACGUGUUGUCUUGGCAGUUCAGCCAAUUUCCGCAACAGUUGCUUGUUCCUUCAGAGUGAUCUCAGCAUUGCUCUGGACCCACUGUAUCCAUCUCACUGCUCAUGGGAGACGUUUGGCUAUGCCACUGGCUGCAGUGUGAAUGACAGCAGUGAUGAGCUCACACCCCUCAGCCUAUCAGGACAGCUCAACUCACUGGGCUGCUCUGUCAACUUCCACCAGGGUGAGAGUGUCAGCAUGGUGAAGCUCAUUGAACAGGCACGGCACACUACAUAUGGGAUCAGGAAGUGUUUCCUGUUCUUGUUGCAGUGCCAGCUGACCCUGGUCAUCCUUCAGUUCCUGGCCUGUGUGACUCAGCUGCCUCCUCCUCUGAACAUCACUGACAUCCUCUGGUUGUCUUGCUUCUGCUAUCCACUGCUCAGUGUGUCCUUCCUUGGUAAACCACCAGACAGCUCAGUGAUGACUGUUGCCACUGGUAAGAACUUGGACGCUAUUCCAAGAAAGACGCAGCAGUACUUCCUGGGGUGUUUCCUGUUAAAGUUUGGUCUGACCAUGGUCACCUACCUCCUGGGGUUUGGCUUCUCCCUGCUGGAGGUGUGCUCCUUAGCUGCUAACUUCACCCGCGCCGAUGGCAACGUCAGCUGCUUGCACAUAUUCACUGCCAGCUCAUCUACUGAUGCUCCGGGGUGGUUCUAUGAGUUCUCCAAUGGUCUACUGCUGGUCCAAAAGAUCAUGGCUUGCUUCAUGGCCUUGCACAUAGUGGUCAUCUCUAUGAGCUAUGUGCACCGCUCCCAGCCUCUGUGGAAGAAGAACCCCUUCAGUAACACAUGGUGGUGCCUCACUGUCCCUGUAGUGUUGUUGGGCCAGGGGCUACAGGCCACAGUGGACUUCCAGCUGUGGCAGGACCGGAACGCCACCCUGACCUUGUCACUUAGUGACAUCCCCUUUAUGGUCUGGCUAGUGGGCUUCCUUUCCACCAUAGUGGUGGUCCUGGUGAAUGAAGUUGUCAAACUACAUGAAAUCAGGGUUCGAGUACGUUAUCAGAAGAGGCAGAAGCUACAGUUUGAGACUAAACUGGGCAUGAAUUCCCCUUUUUGAGGUCCUGAUAAUGACCAAGAUUGGGAACUGGACCCUGAAGCAAUCUCUGAAAAGGCACAUAUACUCUUGACCAUCAAGUUAAGAAAUCUGCAUUUCUCACCAUUUAAGAGUACCGCUGUCUGAACCUAGAUCCAGCCUGGUCAAAUCCACUUUGAUGCACCAUAUCUCCUUACAAGAACACCAUAACUUACUCCUAAUUUUGUUUGCUUGCAUUCCUUUCUGAAAUACAAAGGUAAUAUUUAUUCUCCUCAGUUUAGAAAAUUGGGAGAGGUCUGUAAGUUCAAUUUGUCUUAACUAGAGGCGCACAAACAGUGAUGAGAAGCUGUGUUUUGUAUGUUUUCUGACUGAUUGCUGUUCUUGGCCAGGGAUCUUGCACUUCAUCUGGUCCCCCUUCACACCUAGUUGAUUUGUGGCAGUUCCCCUCCAGGUGCAUGAUUAGAAAUAUAAGAACAAGAAAUGACCCUUUUGGUUCUCAGUGGUGAGGAUACAGCAGAGGUGAAUGUCAAACAUCCACCUCAGAACUAUCAAAUGCCUCACUUUCAAGAGGACAGACUAGUGGGAUUGUUCUGUCAAGCUCUAUCCGUGGUGAAAAAUAACAUAUCAGUUCAUUAUUGACGGAAAGGCACUUUGUAUUGUACUGUUAUUUACUUUUAGAUCUGGCAGUCACUGUUAUCCAGUCCUUUGCAGCUGGAUGACUGCACACAUUACAUAUGUCUGUACACAAGCUACCUGGGACUCAUGACCUUGUGUUGACUGCUGGUGUGCUGUUCAUGCCUGGCUUCAGCAAUAGGGGCUAUUGAGUGGAUGUGCAGAAAGCCUCAUGCAUCAGCAUACAUUCCUCAUGGUCAUGUACUCCAAUACUUUAGUUGUCUCUUUGUUGAAGAAGGCUUAACUAAUUCUAACUUAACUCAAAUUGUAAAUUCAAAGUUUAUGUUGCCAGUCUACCUCUAGUUCUUUACAGUGGUCAUGAUUUGAACAUGGAAUCUGACAGCAUUUAGGGUUGUGGUUAUUAACUGGUGCAGCUCUGCAGCAAGAUCUUCUUUUUUUCAUCGUCCUCCUUAGUUGUCCACUCGUCUAACCAGGAGCCUUCCAUGUAGCCAAUAAAGCACAGGUACUACGUCUGGGCCACAGGGGGUCAGAUGAGAUGAACGUGGAGGGAGAGUGGCGUGUGUUUAUCUGAUGGUGAUGGAGUGCAGAUGCACUAGUCUGCCCGUAUAAAGAUAAGGUGCUGGGUCCCUGCCUUUCCAGUCUGGCCCGUGAAAAUAAAUGGCCAAACCAAAAAAUAUGUUUUGCCUUCUCCCUUUAACACACCCUAGCACCCCCACCACCCCCCUUUUCUUUUAGUGCCAUCAUCAGUCAAUUACUUUUGAAUGAUUUAGACAUCUCUAUACUAAUCACCUGACCACCAUCCCCCUCUCACACAGUUGCAGACACGUAUACAGAAGCCUUGGUCAUUUGAUUAUACCCCAACAUGCCUUUUACAUGUUCAUAAUGCUGUCUAGCAUCUCUGGUGGCGGAUUUAGGUGUGUAAACAUGUUUGAGCUUUAAGUGGUUGUACAAACUCCAGCCACUUAAACUCAUAUUCCGAUGAGAUUUCCUCUUAUAAAAUCAGUCUUUGCAAGUCAGUCUUCUUGGAAUGAAGAACUCAGGGCUGUCUAAUAACUCUAAGGCUUCACCAGCAGCCUUAGUUGGCCAAGCCCUACUUUACUAAAUGGCUUUAGCAGAGCUUAUUGGUGCUGCAGUCUCAAUAGGGGACUUUGAAAUAUCACAAAUGACUGUCUAGCAAUCAAAGUCAAAAGGAAUGUUUUUUUUUUUUUUUUAAUAUAGUAGAUCCAUUUUAAACAAUAGUGAAAUUAGGAUCUCUAUUUUUAUGUCAGGUAUAUUUUCUAUCAUUGCUUCAAAUGUUAUGCAUGAAGACUUAAGGGAUGCUGUCUUUGUGAGGACAUUUCAUUCACUUUAGUUGGUUUUGUGUAGACACAACUAUGGAGGCUCAAUCAAGCAUGUGUUGUGGGUGUCCCUCUCCCCAUCACUGACAAUCUCAUUGAUCUGCUCCCACAUAGGACUGGGAUAAGGGUGAACAUGUGCACUGGCCAAUCUCAUUGAACUGCUCCCACAUCUGACUGGGAGAAGGGCGAACAUGUGCACUGGCCAAUCUCAUUGAUCUGCUCCCACAUAGGACUGGGAUAAGGGCCAACAUGAGCACUGGCCACUGAAAUGCAUUGAUUGACAUGACAUACUGUACAGUAGUACUUGACUACUUCACGAAUGUUCACAGGUUUUAUGAAUGUUAAUGAUUGGUGUACAUUUUGUAUAUUUUUUACCUCUGUAAUAUUAUUUUACCCAAAUAAUUUGUGUAUCAAUUAUCGUAUGUCAUGAUAAUAAAUGUUUUUUAUGUUA
Messenger RNA from Clupea harengus (Atlantic herring), 7034 nucleotides. RefSeq names its product transmembrane protein 94 (gene tmem94). The record is from RefSeq and is a predicted model, not a curated record. NCBI's taxonomy places the organism in Eukaryota, Metazoa, Chordata, Actinopteri, Clupeiformes, Clupeidae.